AUGAGCCACCGCCGCCGCCGGCCCUCCUCGCCGCCGCCGGUACGGGCGCAUCCGCUGGAAGACGAUGACCUCCUCCACGAGAUCUUGCUCCGCCUCCCGCCACAGCCGACAUAUCUCCUGCGCGCGUCCAUUGUCUCCAAGCGCUGGCGACGCCUCGCCAAAGAUCCAAAGUUCCUCAGUCGCUACCGCAUCCACCACCGGAAGCCUCCCCUCCUUGGCCACUUCUCUUAUGAAGGAGGAAGAUUCUCCUUCAGAUCCUGCCUCGACCCGCCCUACCGCAUCCCUCCCGAGCGCUUCUCCCUGCCACCCAGCAGCCUCGAGGUACGGCCGUGCCUCGACUGCCGCCACGGACGCGUAUUCUUCGACGACUACUUGCAGAGUCGGGUCAUUGUGUGGGACCCUAUCACCAACGACCGCCGCGUCAUAGCCCAUCCGCCGCAGUUCCGCGACUCCGGGAUUGAGCAAAUCCACAGUGGGGCGGUGCUCUGCGCCGCCGGCGACCAGGGCCACGUGCAUGGCGCCUGUCACUCGAGCCCUUUCAAACUGGUCGGGCUGAGCGCUUACCACCGCAAUGAUGUAGCCAUCAUCUUCGCAAGUGUCUACUCUUCGGACACUGGCAUAUGGAGCGAUCUCGUACCAACAACCCUUCCGUGGAGGGGUAUAAGAUUUUCCACGAAAAGCGCACUUGUUGGUAACACCCUUCACUGGCUGCUUGCGAUGGAUACAAUACUUGAGUUUGAUUUGGACACACGGAUGCUAGCUGUGACCAAGACACCUCCUGGUGCUCCUCCUCGCCAUGACAAUGUUCAGAUCAUCCAGUCACAGGAUGGCGGUGUUGGCUUUGCUGCAUUGUCUGGCUCUCGCUACCAGCCCUACUUGCAAAUGUGGGACAGGAAGGUCGAUUCUCAUGGAGCUGUCACAUGGGUGCUGCAGAAGACUCUUGAACUGCAGAAGAUUCUUGGAUUGGAGUCUAGGAUUGACAAGGACAAAUCAUCUAUACUGCACUAUCUGGAUGAUGUUCAGGCAAUCUUUUUGCGGGUGCAGUCAUCUCUCUACAUGGUUGACCUUGAAUCAAUGCAGUCUAAGGAACUUUCCAAAGGCAUCAGCAAUUUCAUCUAUCGUCCUUUCACAAGUUUCUUCACUGAAGGUAUCUUACAAUAGUCUGAAGCAGAAAUAGCUUUACUGGUGUACUUCAACCUGGAAUGCUGGCCCUUGGAGUAUGGCAUGACCAUUUAUUUUUGUUGUGAACUCAAGACAUGACUUGUAGAAACUAUCUAAUGUGCACACUCUGGUGUUAUUUUCAGCUAUCUAAUAUGUAGUGAACUCUGAAAUGCU
Lolium rigidum is the source of this 1335-nucleotide messenger RNA. RefSeq lists its product as uncharacterized. The coding region runs from base 1 to 1161 and encodes 386 amino acids. The transcript is spliced from 2 exons. Gene Ontology annotation, molecular function: protein binding. Lineage: Eukaryota; Viridiplantae; Streptophyta; Magnoliopsida; Poales; Poaceae. The record is from RefSeq and is a predicted model, not a curated record.